This is a messenger RNA of Carcharodon carcharias (great white shark), 4348 nucleotides long. RefSeq names its product phosphoribosylformylglycinamidine synthase (gene pfas). Gene Ontology annotation, molecular function: phosphoribosylformylglycinamidine synthase activity. Lineage: Eukaryota; Metazoa; Chordata; Chondrichthyes; Lamniformes; Lamnidae. The transcript is spliced from 29 exons. Bases 98 to 4093 code for a protein of 1331 amino acids. Gene Ontology annotation, biological process: 'de novo' IMP biosynthetic process. The record is from RefSeq and is a predicted model, not a curated record.
GGCGUCGCUUCAUCCGUGACAUCAUCGGUCUUCCUCAUUGCGGCGGAAGCUGCUUUCCACACGCGUGGAUUGAAUUGAAGAGUGAGCGACAGACAGGAUGGUUGUGCUUCAUUUCUAUAGGAGCCCCACUGAGUUCCCACUCGUCGACAUGGGGAAACGCAUCCUUCGAUCUGGGAACCAUCACAUGGAGAGGAUUGAGCACGUCAGCCAAGAGCUCUGCUUCAAUGUUAACUGGACAGGUUUGACCUCUCCCAGUCCAAAUGACAGGCGCAAACUUACCUGGCUUUUUCAACCUCCUUUUAACUCCCAGAGCAUUUCCACAGAACCCUUCCUCACUGAGAGUGAUGGUGACCUGCUGGUGGAGAUUGGGCCGAGGUUGAACUUCUCUACAGCUUGGUCGACCAAUGCCGUUUCAAUUUGUCAGUCCAUUGGAUUAAUAGAGGUGGAUCGCAUUGAGUGCUCCCACCGAUAUCUGCUGAAGGUCCGUGAGGUAGAGCAGCUUGGAGCUGCCGCCCGAUGUGAGCUGAUGGCUGCUUUCUAUGAUCGGAUGACGGAGUGUGUUUAUGAACGACCUAUCGAGAGUUUCCAAGUGUCAGUCCGGCCAGCAGAGGUGUAUGAAGUGGAUGUGGUGAACGGAGGCAAAAGUGCAUUGGAGAAGGCAAACCGAGAACUGGGGCUAGCCUUCGAUGCCUGGGACCUGGAAUAUUACACAAGAUUGUUCCAGAAGGUGGGAAGGAAUCCCAGCAGUGUGGAGUGCUUUGACCUGGCACAAUCCAACAGUGAACACAGCCGACAUUGGUUCUUUAAGGGGCGUUUGGUGAUUGAUGGUGAAGCCAAACUGAAGAGUCUUUUUGACCUGAUCAUGAAGACACAGGAUCACAGUAACAAGAACAACGUCAUCAAAUUCUCUGACAACAGCAGUGCGAUAACGGGGAAAACCGUGAACUGUCUCUACCCCCGCGACCAGUUACAUGCGAGCAAGGUGGAAGUACGAAAAACAAUGAGACAUGUAAUCUUCACUGCGGAAACACACAACUUCCCCACAGGUGUUGCUCCUUUCAGUGGCGCUACCACUGGAACCGGGGGUCGCAUCCGGGAUGUACAGUGCACAGGCCGUGGAGCACACACCAUUGCCGGAACUGCGGGCUACUGCUUUGGCAAUCUUCUGUGUCCAGGCUACGAGCAGCCAUGGGAAGAUCAGAUGUUCACUUAUCCCCGGAAUUUUGCACGGCCCCUGGAGGUAGCAAUAGAGGCCAGUAAUGGAGCUUCUGAUUAUGGGAACAAGUUUGGGGAGCCAGUUCUGGCAGGAUUUGCGCGCUCAUUUGGAAUGCUGCUCCCUAAUCUGGGGAGGAGGGAGUGGCUGAAACCGGUGAUGUUCAGUGCUGGCAUUGGAACCAUUGAAGAUCUGCACAUUAGCAAAGAACAACCAGAACAAGAGAUGGAGGUGGUGAAGAUUGGAGGCCCAGUCUAUCGAAUUGGAAUGGGCGGAGGAGCAGCCUCUUCAAUCCAGGUGCAAGGAGACAACACAACGGAGCUGGAUUUCGGAGCGGUUCAACGCGGUGAUGCUGAGAUGGAGCAGAAAAUGAACCGAGCUCUGCGAGCCUGCAUAGAGAGCCAGGACAACAACCCCAUCUGUAGCAUUCAUGAUCAGGGAGCAGGAGGCAAUGGUAAUGUGUUGAAGGAGCUAAGUGAGCCAGCUGGGGCCAUGAUUUACACCAGCAAAUUCAAGGUGGGGGAUCCGACACUCAGUGUGCUGGAGCUGUGGGGAGCAGAGUAUCAGGAGACAAAUGCUCUUCUCAUGCGCUCGAAGGACUCCGCAUUUCUUCGUGCCGUCUGUGAUCGGGAGAAAUGUCCAGUUGAUUUUGUGGGUAAAAUAACAGGAGAUGGAAAGAUUGUGCUGGUUGAUGAUCGGGACACUGCAGUAAAAUCAGAGCUGAUGCAAUGUACAACACAUCCUGUGGAUCUGAAGCUAGAGUGGGUCCUGGGAAAAAUGCCCCAGAAGGAGUUCAUAUUGAAUCAUACAAAAUCCAACCUUCAACCUUUGGCCCUUCCCACUAACUUGACUGUGAGGGAUGCUCUGAAUCGUGUGCUACGGCUGCCCUCAGUGGCAAGCAAGAGAUAUCUGACCAAUAAGGUCGACCGUUCAGUGACAGGUUUGGUUGCCCAGCAGCAGUGUGUAGGGCCACUCCACACCCCUUUAGCUGAUGUUGCAGUUGUUGCCCUCUCAUAUUUUGAUACCGUGGGAGCAGCGACUGCUAUUGGAGAGCAGCCAAUCAAAGGCCUGAUUGACCCUGGCGCAGGAGCCCGAAUGGCCAUUGGAGAGGCUUUAACUAACCUCGUGUUCGCACGUGUGAAUGAACUGAGAGAUGUGAAAUGUAGCGCUAACUGGAUGUGGCCAGCUAAGUUGCCAGGUGAGGGGGCUGCUCUAUACGAUGCCUGCGAGGCUAUGUGCCUCACGUUAUCCGAGCUCGGAGUUGCUGUGGAUGGUGGGAAGGAUUCUUUGAGUAUGGCAGCUCGUGUGGGACAGGAGACAGUGAAAGCCCCAGGUUCCCUCGUGAUCUCGGUUUAUGCUGUGUGUCCCGACAUCACCUGCACUGUGACCCCUGACCUGAAAAAUCCCCAUGGACAAGGGGUGCUCCUAUAUGUACCGGUCAAUCCUGGUCAGUAUCGGAUGGGAGGAGGUGCCUUGGCUCAAUGUUACUUGCAGAUCGGCAGUGAGUGCCCAGAUAUGGAUAGUCCACACCAGCUGGCAUCCUGCUUUGCUGUCACUCAGCAACUCCUGGAGGAACGCAUGCUGAGUGCCGGCCAUGAUGUCAGUGAUGGGGGUCUGCUCACUUGUCUGCUUGAAAUGGCCAUCGCAGGGAACUAUGGGAUGGAGAUUGACAUUUCAAAUAGCGACACCAGCGUGAUUGAGCUGCUAUUCUCCGAGGAGCUGGGUUUGGUGCUGGAGGUUUCGGAGAUGGUUGUGGACAAAGUGAGUGCUCGCUACAGAGCAGCUGACCUUCAGUGCUGGAGAAUUGGAUCAACCACUGGACAGGGACCCCAAAGCAUGGUGAAGGUGCAAGUGAAUGGGGAGGAGGUUCUCUUGGAGAGAAUAGCCACUCUCCGAUCCUGGUGGGAGGAGACCAGUUUCCAGCUGGAGCGGCUACAGUCUAAUUGGAUGUGCGUGGAGGAGGAGGAGCGGGGCAUGGAGCAUCGCACUGCUCCCCAAUACAAGCUCAGCUUCCAACCAGCACACCAGCCCAGUCCAUCAACUGGCUUAGUAGGACUGUCGGAGCCACGAGUUGCGGUGAUCCGGGAAGAGGGGAGUAACGGUGACAGGGAGAUGGUGGCGUCACUUAUAAUGGCCGGAUUCCAGGUUUGGGAUGUGACGAUGACAGACAUCUGUUCCGGAAUGACUUUGGACUCUUUCCGAGGAGUAGUGUUCGUCGGAGGCUUCAGCUACGCUGACGUCUUGGGCUCAGCAAAAGGUUGGGCUGCAACAGUACAAUUCAAUCCUGCUGCGCAUGACGAGUUUUCCAAGUUCCGUUCCCGACAGGACACCUUCAGCCUGGGCGUGUGUAACGGGUGCCAGCUGAUGGCGUUACUCGGCUGGGUGGCUUCUGAACCUGACUUAGAAAUGUUGAAUGAUGGUGAAAUGCACCCGGGUGUCCUGCUGACCCACAACCGCUCCAGACGCUUUGAGUCCCGCUUUGUCACUGUGACCAUCUUGGAGAGCAGCUCCAUCCUGCUGCGAGGGAUGGAAGGCUCGACACUUGGAAUCUGGGUGGCCCAUGGAGAAGGUUACAUGCAAUUUGAGUCAGACACUGUGCUGAGGCUGGUGACUGAAAGCAACCUGGCUCCACUCCGUUACUGUGAUGAUUCUGGUGUCCCGACUGAACAAUAUCCCCAGAAUCCCAAUGGAUCACCACUGGGCAUUGCUGCUCUCUGCUCUGCCGAUGGCCGGCACCUAGCUAUGAUGCCUCACCCAGAGCGUUGCACCUUGCUCUGGCAGUGGCCCUGGAUGCCUCAGGACUGGCGACAAUCUCUCGAUGUGUCACCAUGGUUACGUAUGUUCCAGAACGCUCACAAGUGGUGUUUGCAGAGUCUCUAAUCAUCUGUCUGGCCAGCACUGAGUCUGUCCUUCCUCCCACCUCACCAUGUCUGACACUAACACACCUAGCAGACUCUCCUCCACCUGCAUUCCUCAGACUGGGCUCCAUCAUCCCUCAGCCCCCAUUCUACACUCAGAAGGGGCUGAGACCAAAGAACCUCUCUCAGUUGAGUUUCAGAUGUGUCCUGAGUCAUUCAUGUCAUUGGUUUCAGUAAAAAUAUCUCUGAAAAUAAAGACUGAUCUCAGUUUCUACCA